AUGGAGUUGCUCGCAGCGCUCCUGGGGCUCCUGGGGCUCCUGGGGCUCCUGCCUUUGGCACUGGCGUACAGCUCCGUCAGCGACGCUACUCUCGAAGGACUCCCCGGUCCUGGCACCGACUUCGACAUACACAGCGGCGCUUUGCUCGCACCAAUUCUUCGACCGCGCGUUUCCGGCACCGAAGGUAGCACGGCCGUUCUACAGCACUUCCUCGACUUUUUCAAGAAAGAACUGCCUGAAUGGCGACUGGAGCUGCAGAACUCCUCUUCGACCACGCCCACUUCGAAUGGGAAGUUGGUGCCCUUUGUAAACCUCAUAGCGACACGCGACCCGCCCAAUGCGGGUAUCGGCGACGUUGGGCGGCUGGCACUGGUUGCUCAUUACGAUAGCAAGCUGGAACCUGCGGGUUUUAUCGGUGCAAUCGACAGCGCUGCACCCUGUGCUAUGUUGAUGCAUGCCGCACGCAGCGUUGAUAAGGCUUUGACAAAGAAAUGGGCGGCUAUGGCCGCUGAAGGCACCGAUGACUUGGAGGAGAAGAAAGGCCUGCAGAUAUUGCUGCUGGAUGGUGAGGAGGCUUUCAAGUCGUGGACGGACACGGACAGUCUGUAUGGGGCACGAGCCCUCGCUGAAGAAUGGGAAAGCACGUUCAACCCCGCCGCAUCCACAUACAAGACGCCCCUCGACUCGAUAGACCUCUUUGUACUGCUCGAUCUUCUUGGCUCCAGAGGCCCAACCAUACCUUCGUACUAUAAGACCACACAUUGGGCCUACAAACACAUGGCUCAGGCUGAGCACCGCUUACGGGAUCUUGGUCUCUUCAAAUCGUCACCAAACCACCCUUCCAGGGUAGCGAAGCGCGCGAACGAGAACAAGCGCACGGAGCCCUUGUUCCUGACAGCAGCGGCGCAAGAGGACGGCGGCUUCUUCGGCGGUUAUAUUGCGGACGAUCACCUUCCCUUCCUUGCGCGCGGCGUUGAGGUCCUGCACAUUAUACCCUCGCCGUUCCCGCAUGUCUGGCACGACAUAACGGAUGACGGGGAGCAUCUUGACGUGGAGACGGUCGAAGACUGGGCGAGGCUUGUCACUGCUUUCACUGCCGAGUGGAUGGAUCUGGAGGGUUUCUUUGAUGCGCGGACAAAGCAGAAGACGGAGGUGACUGGGAAAUCGGAGUUGUAA
Didymosphaeria variabile is the source of this 1176-nucleotide messenger RNA. RefSeq lists its product as uncharacterized. The record is from RefSeq and is a predicted model, not a curated record. The transcript is spliced from 2 exons. The coding region runs from base 1 to 1176 and encodes 391 amino acids. Gene Ontology annotation, molecular function: glutaminyl-peptide cyclotransferase activity; zinc ion binding. Lineage: Eukaryota; Fungi; Ascomycota; Dothideomycetes; Pleosporales; Didymosphaeriaceae.